UUUGAGCAGUAAGGUUACAUGUUUUUUUCCCGUAACAAGCAAGUUCGAAGCUGAUGCUUGCUGUUUCAUCAUAACACUAGAAAUUCCUUGACAGUAGGUUUUAAGUCAUCGUCAUAUUUAAAACAUUAGCUAGUGAGACAUUUGGUCGCUUAUGAAAAAUGCCCAACUAUUACGAGGAUAAGGAAGAAGACGGCAGAGCAUGUUCAGGAGUAAGAGAGGACUUCAAAUCGUGUCUCCUUCAACACGAUUGCGUUUUGAAGGAGGGGAAGACGCCAAGUGAAUGUCUGAAGGAGGGCUACUGCAAAGCUUUGCAACUGUCAUUUUUUGAGUGCAAGAGGUCAAUGCUCGAUACAAGAUCACGAUUUCGAGGACGAAAAGGAUAUUGACCAAUACCAGCAGUGACCUGAAUACUGGAUUUCAGUGUAAAUAGUCGUAUGACUCUGAGUCAAGUUCAUUUUGUGCCAACUUGACAGUGAUGCUUGCAGUGUGAGAAAAACUAAUGUUUUCUUUUCUUUUCCCGGAAGUUUAUUACUGCUUUGAGAUGAGCUACAUUUUUUGAUCAGAAUGAUGUUGAGUGCAGCUCCUAGUUAAGGACAGGUCGAAAUCUAAAAGCUGAGUAAAUAUUUUCAAAAAUAUAUAAAAUUGCAAUACCAAAGUUCCUUUCAAGCCACAGAUUUCAUGUCAUCGUGUACCAGUGGGUGUGUAUAUCGAUCAGAUGUUAAUUCUCCGUUCCCCUCCAAUCAAUAUCCUUUUCACACAGCAGCGCGCAUCCUCAUUUGACGUCAGUCAAAUCGACUCGCCUAAUCCGUUUCACUCGUGGAUACGUCAUCAUGGGGACCAGUGCUACCCUUAACUUUCAUUUCAACUUGUCUUUAAAAGCACGGGUUACAACUGUGCAGCAGCAGUGCACAGCAGGACAUGAUUUGAACAGAUUUGUAUUUGCUGUAAAACGCUCCGUUUACGGAACCUACAUAAUCGGAAAGCGUUCGUGUGAUGGCCUACUUCUGUGCCUGUAGAGUUUUCAGAUAUGGAGGAUUCCACGCUGCCGCGGUGCUGCACAGGUAACGCAUUGGAUUGUUUCGAAUAUUUACCCACCGAGGCACGGGGUUUGCCUCCUGGAAUUCUAGAUAUGGAAUUACGGUCCGGAGCUAGAGACAGCACGGCCGGGGGACAUGGCUGCGAUAGCGCUUCCUCAGCUGCACACGGGAAUUGAGAACAAAUGGGGUACAAUUGGCUACCAAAUCUGGAGAAAAAUUGAGGAAAAUUGAGAAAUCAGAAACGAAUAACAAAAAAAAAGGUGAGAAGUGAGUGAAGAUUCUACAGACUGCCACAAGGGGGCAGUGACUAUAACCACCAGCAACAAGAGGUUGUUUUUAUCUCUCGGGUUUUCUUUAAUAAUGAAUACGUUGUUGUGGGGUGUGAUUAUGGCUUAAAUUCAGCUGCUUGUACAGCUGUGUUCAGCUGAGAAAAUAACUUCAGUAUGUAAUAAAGUCAUUCUUCUACUGUG
This is a messenger RNA of Conger conger (European conger), 1507 nucleotides long. RefSeq names its product cytochrome c oxidase assembly factor 5. Gene Ontology annotation, cellular component: mitochondrion. The record is from RefSeq and is a predicted model, not a curated record. The transcript is spliced from 3 exons. Gene Ontology annotation, biological process: mitochondrial respiratory chain complex IV assembly. Bases 159 to 386 code for a protein of 75 amino acids. Lineage: Eukaryota; Metazoa; Chordata; Actinopteri; Anguilliformes; Congridae.